AUGUUCCCCAGCCCCGCGCUCACGCCCACGCCGUUCUCGGUCAAAGACAUUCUGAACCUGGAGCAGCAGCAGCGCAGCCUGGCCGCGGGGGAGCUCCUGGGCCCCGCGCCCUCGCCGGCCAAGUGCGCGCCAGCCUUCCCAGCCGCCCCCGCCUUCUAUCCGCGCGCCUAUGGCGACCCUGACCCUGCCAAGGAUCUUCGAGCCGAUAAGAAAGGUGAGGAGGAGCCGGGACCCUUCUUCUCCCUCCUGAGUCGCUCUUGUCCCCAAACCCCGCCGCGAAGAAACUUUGGCCUGGGUGGAGGAGACUGA
This is a messenger RNA of Miniopterus natalensis, 309 nucleotides long. The record is from RefSeq and is a predicted model, not a curated record. NCBI's taxonomy places the organism in Eukaryota, Metazoa, Chordata, Mammalia, Chiroptera, Miniopteridae.